Kockovaella imperatae is the source of this 1800-nucleotide messenger RNA. RefSeq names its product Dak1 domain-domain-containing protein. The transcript is spliced from 7 exons. Gene Ontology annotation, cellular component: cytosol. Lineage: Eukaryota; Fungi; Basidiomycota; Tremellomycetes; Tremellales; Cuniculitremaceae. Gene Ontology annotation, molecular function: glycerone kinase activity; ATP binding. The coding region runs from base 1 to 1800 and encodes 599 amino acids. The record is from RefSeq and is a predicted model, not a curated record. Gene Ontology annotation, biological process: glycerol catabolic process.
AUGACCGACAGGCAUUUGUUUCACGAUCAUACGACGCUCGUCGUGAGAUCUCUCAAAGGGCUCGUCGCAACUCACCCUCACUUGUCUGUCAUCCCCUCUCUGAAGAUUGUCUACCAUGCGAAUCACGAUCCGUCUAAAGUUGCCUUGAUCUGCGGUGGAGGAUCUGGUCAUGAGCCUGGUACGGUCGGAUUUGUAGGACAAGGACUCCUCAGUGCUAGCGUUGCGGGGGAUGUCUUUGCCAGUCCGUCCGCCAAGCAAGUUAUUGGAGGAAUCAAAGCUGUCCCUUCAGACAAGGGAACGAUCCUCAUCAUCACCAAUUAUACCGGUGACAAUCUCCACUUUGGUCUGGCGAGACUCAUGGCGCAAUCGCAAGGUUUGAAGAACGUCGAGCUGGUGGUGGUUGGGGACGACGUCUCUGUCCCUCGAUCAAGAGGAAACAUGGUCGGUCGACGAUGUCUCGCAGGUAUAACCUUGGUCUGCAAGAUUCUCGGUGCGGGCUCUGAAGCCGAUAUGGCCUUCCAUGAUCUCGUGGACUUGGGUCGAUCCAUCUCUACCAAUACAGCUUCUAUCUGUAUGGCUCUGAAUCAUUGUCAUGUACCAGGGAGAGAUACUGCAGACUGGGAGAUCCCUGAAGGACGGUGCGAGAUCGGUUUGGGGCUGCAUAAUGAGACGGGCGUCCUCAACAUUGCUCAACCGGGGCCUGAAGAGCUCAUCGCCAAAAUGCUCAAACUCGUCUUGGAUCAAGAUGAUCCCGAGAGAUCCUUCGUCAAGUUUGCAGAUGGAGACGAGCUCGUCCUCUUGAUGAACAACCAAGGAGGCAUGAGUAAUCUCGAAAUGGGAGCUGCGGUGGACGAAACGCUCAAUCAGCUGGAGGAGAAAGGCAUCACACCUGUCCGAAUCUUCCAAGGCUGUUUCAUGGGGUCAAUGAACAUGCCUGGUCUCUCGAUUUCAUUGACAAAUCUUACCAAUAUUGCGAAAGAUACUGGUGUCUCGACCAAAGAGCUAUUGACAUUGAUCGAUGCUCCGCAUACGUCCUUCGCCUGGCCCGCCACGCAGAACAUCUAUCCCUUGCCUGGCAAGUUGCAGGCCCGCAAAAGGCAAGAUGCAUUUACAGAGGUGGCGAAGGAGGAGAAAGAGGUCGUGGCGUCCGUCCCAAAGCUCUCAACAUCUUCUACGAUGAUACAAAAGGCCAUGAGACAGGCUGCAGAGGAUGUCUUGGCACUCGAGCCAAAGCUCACCGAAUGGGACACUAUUGUCGGAGAUGGAGAUUGCGGAGAGACCUGCGCCAUGGGCGCGAAAGGCGUGCUCGAGGCAAUCGAGAGUCACCAUUUGGGUUCGGAUGGAGACUUGGUCACGUUCUUCAGAGAGCUCACCGAAGUCAUUGAUGAUUCCAUGGGAGGUACGCUAGGAGCGAUCCUGUCCAUCUUUCUAGCUGGUAUCACGACUUCAAUCAUCGACGCUGCGUCUCAAUCUCCUCAGCCGAGUAUCACACCUGAAUUCUUUGGUCAGAUUUGUCUUUCAGGUCUCGAGACGUUGAAACAACGUACGGCCGCUCGUGUGGGACACCGAACCGUGAUGGACGCAAUCAUCCCAUUUUCAGAUACAUUGGCAUCCACUGGAGAUCUGGGCAAGGCUGCCAAAGCCUGUAAAGAGGGUUCAAUGGCAACUGUCAGUAUGCAAGCCAAGCUGGGUCGAGCGACAUAUGUGGGAGAGAGGGAAGAUAGAAAGGAGUUGCCACCUGAUCCAGGUGCCAUGGCGUUCUCCACUGUCAUCGAAGGACUCUUCAAGGCCAUCGGGUAA